Messenger RNA from Pogona vitticeps (central bearded dragon), 2307 nucleotides. Its product is annotated as solute carrier family 22 member 13. Gene Ontology annotation, molecular function: transmembrane transporter activity. Gene Ontology annotation, biological process: transmembrane transport. The record is from RefSeq and is a predicted model, not a curated record. NCBI's taxonomy places the organism in Eukaryota, Metazoa, Chordata, Lepidosauria, Squamata, Agamidae. Gene Ontology annotation, cellular component: membrane.
AUGGCAGACGUCAGUGAAAUCAUCAAAGCCCUCGGAGAAUUUGGCCGCUUCCAGCACUGGUUGCUGGUGUGGGUCACCCUGAGCUCGGUUAGCAUUGCUUUUCAUAUGUUCGGUCAGUUGUUCAUGGUGGCUCAGGAACUCCACUAUUGCAAUACCGAUUGGUUCAUCAGCCUCGGCUUGAAUCUGACAGAAGAAGAACGGCUGAACCUCACCCUCCCCACAAAGGUGGAUGGGACCUUUGAGGAAUGUUUCAUGUACGCUCCAGUGGAAUGGGAUCUCGACACCAUCGUACGACACGGGCUUAACGUUACUGAGAAGUGCCGGAACGGGUGGGUGUAUCCUUCUAAAAAGGAUCCAUCGUUGCUCACACAGUUUGACUUGGUAUGCGACAGGAGGGAUUUGAAGAACAUCUCACAAUCCAUUUACAUGCUUGGACUCCUUGUGGGAUCAAUGGUGUUUGGCCCUUUAAGUGACCGGUUUGGACGGCGACCGAUUAUUUUGCUGUGCAUGCUCCUCGAAGGCACGUCUGGGGUCGCGACGGCUUUUGUUCCGAACAUCUACCUCUACAGCGCAUUUCGCUUUCUAGUGGGCGGUGCGAUUUCAGGGAUCGGCAUCAGCCUUCUAGCUUUGGGGGCCGAAUGGGUUGGGAUUUCGCAUCGUCCGUUCAUGGUAAUCAUCAACCAUGCGGCCUUUUCUGUCGGACAGAUGAUUCUGGCGGGCCUGGCUUAUGCCGUUCGGGACUGGAAGUUUCUUCAGGUUUCCAUUUCCACCCCAAUCUUCACUCUGUGUUUUUUUCUGUGGACCCUUCCUGAAUCUGCACGGUGGCUUGUUACAAAAGGGAAAGUAGAAGAAGCUAAAAUCCUCCUUCAAAAGGCAGCUGCCGUGAAUAAACGAACCCUCUCGCCAGAACUGCUAGAUCAGCUGAAGCCUGAAAAGAAGAACGAAUCUGAAAGUAUUCUGGAACUUUUUGGAAAUCCCCACCUUCGGAAGCGGGUCCUUGUUAUGUCUUCCAUCUGGUUUGCAAACAGUUUGGCUUACUACGGAUUAAGCCUGAACGUGGGUAGUUUUGGUUUAGAUAUCUAUCUGGCACAGUUUGUCUUUGGAGCUGCUGAACUACCAGGUCGUAUCGCCACUCUCCUCCUGGUUCAGUGGCUGGGGAGAAGGAAGUGUCAGGCUUUCUGCUUGCUCCUGGGCGGAGUGGCUUGCCUUCUUAUCACUGUCAUUCCGAAAGACUUGCCUGUGAUAACAACCGUGUUGGCCAUCAUUGGGAAGUUCACCAUUUCGAGUUCCUUCACGGUGUCCUUUGUGUAUUCUGCAGAGUUAUUCCCUACAGUUGUUCGGCAGACUGGAAUUGGCCUGUGUCAAAUGGCAGCCAGAUUGGGCGGCAUCAUCUCCCCACUGGCUCACCUCCUGGAGAAGCACCACGCCAGCUUCCCGAUCUUGAUGUUUGCAAGCACAGCCGUAGUUGGCGGGACCCUUUCCUUCCUUCUGCCCGAGACCCGUGGCCUGGAGCUUCCCGACCACAUCGAAGAUGUUGUGGCCAAAUCGAAUGGGCCUAGGAAAACAGUCAGCAGGAACUUGGAAAAUGGAUGCUUAAACCAAAAGGAAGACAAUCAUCUUAGCGAACGGGCAAAGACCACUUAUUUAUAAGCUGGCAUCACAAAAAUGCCCCAUGAAAAAGAGUCAAGAGAUUAAUUGGUGGAGUCUACCCCUCCGCGGUGAGCAGAAUUUGAAACAGACAAUGAAUUAAGUACUUCAGCUGCUUUUAAACAAAAUCCAGUUACUCAUUUUCAAGAAAACCAACUCUACCCACAGUCCCUUAUUUUGGUGUAAAGUACCUGAAUGCAUUAUGAACACAUGCAUUAAAGUCAACUGUCAUGUUUAAAAUAAUGGAUUUGGGUUAUGCUUACUGCAGAAUACAUAGCUGCAAUGCUGAUGUAUUCAGACCAUAUCUCUGCAAGUAAGUCCCAACGAAACAGUAAGAGCUUACGUCUGGGAACAAGGAAAGGUGGUUGCUUAAACCUAGUUAGACAGCUGCCCAGUACCAAUUAGCCAGGAUGGUGAUAUCAUCCGUUGCACAAAUGACAUCACAUACCCCGUCCUUCCUUGUUCCUUUGUCCUUAGCUGGAAGCGUCAUCUAGCUUGAGGACUGAAGAAGUGGAAUUUCUCCCAACAGUAAUAUGUAUUUGCGAGAGGUCUUUGUUGAACCGCAAAUAUUUCAAGGUGGAAUUGAAUGGACAAAUUAAGAAUCAUGUUUACCGAAAACCCUGCUCCUCACAGAGAUGGAAACAGUGACAAUUAUUUGCC